Dryobates pubescens (Downy woodpecker) is the source of this 1724-nucleotide messenger RNA. It is a transcript of the gene ST13, whose product is annotated as ST13 Hsp70 interacting protein. Gene Ontology annotation, molecular function: protein dimerization activity; Hsp70 protein binding. NCBI's taxonomy places the organism in Eukaryota, Metazoa, Chordata, Aves, Piciformes, Picidae. The transcript is spliced from 12 exons. The record is from RefSeq and is a predicted model, not a curated record. The coding region runs from base 110 to 1195 and encodes 361 amino acids.
AGGGUAGGAGGGGCGGGCUGGAAGCUUCCGCGGCGCCGCGCGGCGGUUGGGUCGGGAAGCAGCGGGCAAGUGAGCUUGGGCUGAGUGGUGUUGCUGCUACUGCUCCGCCAUGGACUCCCGCAAGCUGAGCGAGCUGCGGGCCUUCGUCAGGCUCUGCAAGCAGAACCCGGGCCUGCUGCACACCGAGGAGCUGGCUUUCCUCCGCGAGUGGGUGGAGAGUAUGGGAGGCACAAUACCACCUGCUCCAGCCAACACCUCCACAGAGGACAGAAGUAAGGGCAAAGCUGAGCAACAGCCAGAGGAGCCAGUUAAAUCACCUGAACCAGAAAGUGAAGAGAGUGACUUAGAAAUUGACAAUGAGGGGGUGAUUGAACCAGACAAUGAUGACCCUCAAGAAAUGGGAGAUGAAAAUUUGGAGGUAACGGAAGAGAUGAUGGAUCAAGCUAAUGAGAAGAAGAUGGAAGCCAUAAAUGCUCUAAGUGAAGGUGAACUGCAGAAGGCUGUUGACUUGUUCACAGAUGCUAUCAAGCUGAAUCCUUGUUUGGCCAUCUUGUAUGCCAAGAGGGCAAGUGUUUUUGUGAAGCUACAGAAGCCAAAUGCUGCCAUUAGAGAUUGUGACAGAGCCAUCAAGAUUAAUCCUGACUCAGCACAGACCUACAAAUGGAGGGGGAAAGCACACAGACUUCUGGGUCACUGGGAGGAAGCUGCUCAUGACCUUGCUUUAGCUUGUAAACUGGAUUAUGAUGAAGAUGCUAGUGCCAUGCUGAAGGAGGUGCAACCAAGAGCUCAGAAGAUUGCGGAACAUCGCCGAAAAUACGAGCGGAAGCGCGAAGAAAAGGAAAUCAAGGAAAGAAUGGAAAGGGUGAAGAAGGCACGGGAGGAGCAUGAGAGAGCACAAAGGGAGGAAGAAGCAAGACGACAGGCAGGAGGAGCUCAGUUUGGUGGUUUCCCAGGUGGCUUCCCAGGUGGAUUCCCUGGGGCUAUGCCUGGAGGUAUGCCAGGAAUGGCAGGGAUGCCAGGUCUCAAUGAGAUUCUCAGUGAUCCAGAAGUUCUUGCAGCCAUGCAGGAUCCAGAAGUCAUGGUUGCAUUCCAAGAUGUUGCCCAGAACCCAGCAAAUAUGUCCAAGUACCAGAAUAAUCCCAAGGUUAUGAAUCUCAUCAGUAAAUUGUCUGCCAAAUUUGGCAGUAAACCAUAAAAUCCCUGGUUCUUAAAAAUCAUAUCUGAAUGGGAAGGUUUGGAUUUGGCUGACCAGUGUUGCAAUAAAACAAACCAUUGUACCUCUGAUCUUCUUAAGAAGAGAAAUGGGGUGUUCAAAGGAGACUGCUCUUUAGCCCCAAGUUUUGACUUUACUCAAUGAUUGGUUUAUAGCACUCUGAUUAUAUUCAGAUGGCCUAGUUUCAACCAUCCCUCCUUGUCCUAGAGUUGCAAACUUUUGCUGUAAGUACUGCAGCCAGUUUUCCUCUGAAUUAACACUCCUAUAAAAGAUGUAAUAUUCUAGGAGUGUAAGAUAAAAACCUGCUGUUGUGGUGUUUGGGAUUGUUUUUAUUAUUAUUAUUAAUUACUCUCAGUGAGCAAAGAGGAAGGAACAUUAACAGUUGAAGCCUGUCUUAAUCCCCUUAGGACAGAAAUGUUGGCCUAGUCACAAAUAGCAAAGGUGGGACAAGUCUGAAGAAUUAACUGGAUAAAGGAAUUGUCUUCAAAUACAAGUCCUUAAUUAUUUUUUU